GUCAAUAUGAUGUAAAUAGUGGCGGUGUUUCUUUUCUUCGCGGAACUGAAAAAAUAAAUCCUGGCACGACUGAAAUUUUUGAUUUAAUUGAAUUGUAUAUUAGAAUUUAGUUAUUUACAAAGUGGUGUGGUACACAUCAACAUGUCCAACAUUUUGGCUGAAGUGAUUCAAACGCGAGACGCUGUGACUGGGGACGAGUUUCGUGACCAUUUGCAGAAUGUGACCUCCAAGUUGUCCCAGAUCAAAAUGGAUUUGGUCGACUCUCUGCAAUCUACGUUUGUCAUUUACGACUCUGACAUUGACAAAGUCACGUCAUGGUAUGUUGAAAUUCUGGGGAUUAAGGAAAAAGUGGAGGAUUUGAAAACAAAGUUUCAUGAUGAUAAAAAAGCACUAAUAGCGGCUACGGGCGACAUUGACCUGCUUAACGAUGAUUUGAAACAGUGCGAUAAAGGAAUUGAACUUCUUGCAGCGCUAAUCCAAGUGGUCAAAAAUUUGGAGAGAGCUGACCCAGUCGAUUUUUACAAAGCAUCUAAACUUGUAAAUUCUGCAAAGCAAGAUUUCGAAUUACUACGAGGAUCGUUUGAAUCCAUUGAAGACCAUGCGUGGGUUGUAGGAAUCAAAUCAAAAAUUACUGACCUUAUUACCGAUAUUUAUGAAAAUGCUUCAAAGGAACUUCGCUCAGUCUUUCAUUUUCAUUUUGGAAAAAAUAUGUUAACGAUAAAUUUGACACGAGACAUAAACCAACUGAUUGAGACAUUUAUCAAUAUUGGAUACUGCUCUCGGGUCAUAAACAAAUUGGCUAUAGACAUUUGGCAAGAACUCCUCGUAAAGGCGUGUUCACAAGAUUUUUACAUAGAAAUUACGGGUAAACCAAAAAAUGCAUCUGCUGGGAUUGCUUUCCAAGAUACAAAUGGUGACGGAUAUGAAAUUGAAACCGUUCCCGUGAGAGACACAGGUUUCAAAACUGGCCCGAAUAUAACUUGUGAUAAUUCACGUAUGAUAACCAUCAAAGCUGUCAGAACGUCAACCCCUACUUCGGAAGUGCAAGUUGUUUUCAACAAUAUUCACAGCGUGAUAUAUGUUUUCCAUCAAAUAUUUGAGAAUAAUACUGGUGUGAUGAGCGAUUGUUCUACAUUUCUUGGUCCGAAAAUUUGUGAAGAGUUAGGAAACAAGACUUUAAAAAUUCUUGUGUUGCGAAACGCCGAAGGGGACGUGGAAAAAGCGAAAAAUAAUAUUUCAAUAAUUAGAAACUUUAUUAACAAUUUUGAAUCAUAUUUAAAUUUCACAUUUCCUGACGGUACAAUUUUUGAUGAGAUGGAGCGAGACUUUGAUUCCUUAUUCUUGGGCCAAGUUAAGCAGGAUUUGUUGGCAAAAGUUCGACGUCUUGUCAAAGGAAACUUACACGACACGCAAGAAAUCAUUUGGGAUGCAAAGGAUGCAUCGCCAGUUGCUGACGACAUCGGUGGCCUUCAUCGCAAUCCUUAUGCUUUCCCCAAUUGUGUUGUAAGUAAAUGUGUUGUGGAAAUCGUGCACGUGUUGAAGGAACACCUAAGACGAUAUAGUGAUGACAUUCUUAUGUGUGAUGCUGCAUUCAGCUUGUACCUGUCCUUAGUAAAGAUUCCAAAACAUGAAUCAGAUUCGGGAGACUUAGUGCCGUUCUCUGCGGUUCUUGUCCACAACAACAGUCACUAUUUAGCGCACCACGCUACGUUCACAUUUCCAAUGACUGAGGAAAAAGUCCCCGAAUUGCGUUCUAAAGCCACUCAAGCCUACUCUUUCAUGGUUCGCUCUGUUCGAACAAAAUUGAAUUUUUUGAUCUCUGAUGCGAUGACUGCAAUCCUUAACAAUGACGAUGAGUCUUCUCAUACAGAAAUUGAUAAAUUCCUCAAAAUUUCAUCCGAGUUUGUGCGUUUACAUGGAAUGCUUCAAUUCGUUCUUCCUUCUGCAACCUUGGCACGAACGUUGGCCACAUUGGUUGAUCACACUGUGAAUGAAAUGUGCUCAAAAGUUCUUACUUGGGAUGACAUAUCUGCUGCAUGUGCCAAUAAGUUAGCUACUGCCUUUACGCAGUUUGCUGUGGAGACCUCGGAAUUAUUUAAGGGAGAAGCCACAAAUCCCAGAGAAAUAGACGCCCUGGCUUCUAAAUGUGUUUCAAAGUGGAACAGAUUUAGGCUACUUACCUUCGUUUUGACAGCAUCCAUGAAGGAAAUUGAGGACAAGUGGGUUGGAGGUUGUGGGCCUCUGUCUAUGGAGUUUAAAGCUGAAGAGUUGCGGAAGUUGGUCAGGGCAUUAUUCCAAAAUACUGAUCGACGAGCUGUAUUCCUUGCAUCCAUAAAAUGAAUACAUUUUUCUGGAGUUCCCAAUUACUAUUACGUAGUUUACCCGCUUAAAUUAGACUAUUAUUUUAUUCUCGUAAUCAAAAGUAUGAAAUAAUAUUUUUACAAAGUUAGGGUAUGCAAAUAUGCAGGUUGAGUAUUUGUUCGUCAUUUCAUUUUAUUUUAUCGUAUUGAAGAUUGAUUCAACGUCAUCAUUGUUAAUAAAUUGGCAAUUAUAUAUUUAGACAAUAAAAAAUCAACAGUGAAGAUCGAAGAUGAUGAUGUACAAUAAUGAUACAUUCAUGGAACAGGAAAUAUAACAAGGCUUAUAUAUUAUAUACAUAAUUUUAUAUAAUCUGAGAAUCCGAUACGUCGUCGUAAAUUAAACUGCAAUUUUUAUACAUA
Molecule: messenger RNA, 2720 nt
Organism: Folsomia candida
Lineage: Eukaryota; Metazoa; Arthropoda; Collembola; Entomobryomorpha; Isotomidae
Gene: Zw10
Product: centromere/kinetochore protein zw10 homolog
Exons: 12
Coding region: 142-2340 (732 amino acids)
Biological process (GO): endoplasmic reticulum to Golgi vesicle-mediated transport; mitotic spindle assembly checkpoint signaling
Cellular component (GO): RZZ complex
Source: RefSeq, a predicted model, not a curated record